Messenger RNA from Melampsora larici-populina 98AG31, 1782 nucleotides. RefSeq lists its product as uncharacterized. Lineage: Eukaryota; Fungi; Basidiomycota; Pucciniomycetes; Pucciniales; Melampsoraceae. The record is from RefSeq and is a predicted model, not a curated record. The transcript is spliced from 5 exons. Bases 1 to 1782 code for a protein of 593 amino acids.
AUGAAAGGUUUAUUUCACAAAAGAGUACCAUCCUUUACUUUUACUUCAUUUAAUUGGUCAAAAGAUUCAAAACAUUCACCAUCAUCCGAUCAAAACUUAUCAUUACCUUCUUCUCCUCAACCACAAUCAAACAAUCCAAACUUAUUACCUCCUGAUUCUCUUUCUCAAUCUUCAACUUCAACUCCAAGCGAUCAAGCAGAUAAACAAAUCCAACUCAAACUUAAAUCUCCGAGUCGUGGAAGACGUUCUAGAACAACAAGUUUAGCUGAUCAGGAUCAACAUCCAUCUCAAUCGACUUCACCUCAUUCGAAUGCUCGUAGACGUAGUGUUAAUGAUUUAAGAUCUGAUUCAAACCAAGCAAAUCAAAGUUCCUCUAGACGUGGAAGAAGUAGUAGUACUCAAAACCUAAGACGUCGUAGUCUCUUAUCGAUCUUUACACCUACUACUCAUCAUCGUCAAACCAAUUCGUCUUCUCGAUCACCAAGUCCUGGACCAGCUCUCUUUCGAUUCAAGACUUCGAGUUCUGAAAGAAUCCAUUCGUACGAAUCAGAUGGAGAAAGUAUGGCAGAUGUCGUACCUGAGAAUGCGUUUAAUCAAGCAUCAGAAUCAGAUGAAGAUUCAAGUGGAUCAGACCGAUCAAGUAGAUCAUCAUCAUCAUCAGAUAAUGAAGAAGAAGAAGAUGAAGAUGAAGAAGAUGACGAGAACACAUUACGAACGUCUAUAGAUCUUCAAACCAUUUUGGCCAACACGAAUGCCAAUGCAUCUUCCAUGACUCCAACUGAUUAUUUACAACACUCUGAUCAACCGAUUCCAUUCAUAGACCAAGCCCCUAACCUUACGAUUCCUCCACCUCCUCCGAUCUCAUUCGCUUCAUCAACUGAUCAUCGUCGUCGUCAACAACACAUCUCUAAUACUCGAUCUAAACUCGAAUCACGUAAACCAUCAACAAUCUCAAGAUCCUCGACAAUGAGACGUAAAAAAUCUACUCAUCUUCUACCUUUGCCUCUUAACGUCUCGCGGCCGAGUUAUGAAAAGAAUAGGUGUACUGUUACUAUUGAACAUGGUAAUCAGACUGAAGCUUCAAUCGGAUCUGAACGUACUAGGUUUUAUCUUGUGGCGUGUGAUUUGAGUGAAGAAUCUAAAUACGCGAUCGAAUGGACCAUUGGAACGGUCCUAAGACAAGGUGAUGAGUGUUUGAUCAUCAAUAUCAUCGAAACGGAAACCAAAUUCGAUCCUGAAGGUGCAGGAACAGCUGCAGAUCGAAUGGCCAAGAUCCGUAACCAAAAAGACCGACAAGAAAGAGCCACUCAAAUCGUUCGAGAAGCAACCGCUUUACUCGAACGAACUAAAUUGAAUGUUAAAGUCACUUGUCAAGCAGUUCAUGCAAAGAAUUCAAAACAUAUGUUAAUAGAUUGUAUUGAUUUUAUUAAACCUAAUUUGGUGAUCGUUGGUAGUCGUGGGUUAAGUUCGAUUAAAGGAGUCUUGAUGGGUAGUGUAUCACAUUAUCUUGUACAAAAAUCAUCUGUUCCAGUUAUGGUCGCUCGUAGAAGACUUAGAGCUCCGAUUAAGGUUUAUAAAAAGAAAUCUGAAUUAGAUCGACAACCUAGGAUGAGAUUAGAUCAAGCAGUGAUUGAAAAAGAAACACCUAGCAUUCAUUCUAUGAUUGAUCCCCCGCAUGAGCUUGAGAAAGUUGUGGGUUCGGAUCUGGUCGAUGGUCAACGUGUUUCGGUGGAUUCAGAGGUUUCGGAAAAGUUGGAAGAACAGGGAGGGAAAGCGGUUUGA